Molecule: messenger RNA, 2485 nt
Organism: Lepus europaeus (European hare)
Lineage: Eukaryota; Metazoa; Chordata; Mammalia; Lagomorpha; Leporidae
Gene: KCTD18
Product: potassium channel tetramerization domain containing 18
Exons: 7
Coding region: 102-1343 (413 amino acids)
Biological process (GO): protein homooligomerization
Source: RefSeq, a predicted model, not a curated record
CAGGCCUCGCGGCGUCCGGCCGCCGCGCCGAGGGCCCGGCCGGCCGCAGGGGGACCGGGACUGCAUUGCCUUGAGGUUUCUGCGAACGCUGGGAGGCAGCAAUGGCAGGUCCCAAGGCGGAAGCAGAGGUGCUAGAUAUUCUCCGGCUGAACGUGGGUGGCUGUACGUACACAGCCCGGCGUGAGUCCUUGUGUCGCUUUAAAGACUCUAUGCUGGCGUCUAUGUUUAGUGGUCGUUUUCCUGUGAAAACAGAUGGAUCAGGGGCUUGUGUUAUUGACCGUGACGGACAUCUCUUUAAAUAUCUUUUGGAUUAUCUUCAUGGAGAAGUUCGGAUUCCCACGGAUGAGCAAACUCGAGUGGCCCUUCAGGAAGAGGCUGAUUACUUUGGCAUCCCUUAUCCAUACAGCUUGUCUGAUCACUUGGCCAAUGAAAUGGAGACAUAUUCUUUAAGGUCAAAUAUAGAACUUAAAAAGGCUUUAGCCGACUUUUGUGAUUCCUAUGGUUUGGUUUGCAAUAAACCAACAGUUUGGGUUCUCCACUAUCUUAACACAUCUGGUGCGAGCUGUGAGAGUAGAAUUAUUGGUGUAUACGCCACAAAAACUGAUGGAACAGAUGCUAUUGAUAAGCAGCUGGGAGGAAGAAUUCACAGUAAAAGCAUUUUUAAAAGAGAGGCGGGAAAUAAUGUCCAGUACAUCUGGAGCUAUUAUUCAGUAGCGGAGUUGAAGAAAAUGAUGGAUGCUUUUGAUGCUUGGGAAGGAAAAGGUGUUAGCUACUGGCGGGUGCCCCACGAACUCAUAGAAUGCUGGACCCUGGAAGAGCGGCCUUUACUGGGUGGUCUGCAUCACAUGGCUCCUGUUCGAAAGAGGCGGCUGACAACACUCCAGGAAGAGGAAGAGGAAGGGGUGAGCUCUAAGGCCGGCCCGAAGCCUGUCAGAUUUCUGGGCCCUUCCACGAGCACCCAGAUUAAAGUUAAGAACUCAGCUGCAGUCAGGCUAUCUCCAGCUGGUGCCAUUCGGACCCCACCUCGGUCAGCGACACAUUGGUCUCCGCGCGGCACAUCCCCUCGGAGCCCAGGGCCUGGGCACUCUCAGGCUUCCCUUGAGGGAGAGAAUGCUGAGAACGGAGCUCUGCCCCCGCCUCCAGCCAAGGUGCUGCUGUCCGCCAAGAAGGCUACUCCUCAUCGAGUGAUAAAACUGAAGAGGACUCCACUACGUGCCGCCCUGCCUUCCCUGCCCACUCACGCCACGGGGAGGCCGGCCAGCUGCCCUGAACCGCCAGCUCUUGAAGCUUCCUCCGCUUUGGGAGUGCAGACUGAAAAUGGGAAAGACCAGGCUAACGGAUAAAAAUGGUGCGCUCCAAACUUCCUGUUUCCCUCCCAGAGCUUCCAGCCCCUUUGAUGGGAAUAAGUGUCACUGUUCUUGAAACAGCAGGGGACUUACUUAGGAUUAUUGUUUUUUUAGAAUGAUUCCAGGAAAAAGGAAUUGGGUGAAGGUGGAAUGGAGGAGAGGAGACUUUUAAGUGGUUGGGGUUAUGGUCACUUCUCAUUUUCCCAACUUUUUAGUAACUGAUUAUCUAUGGGCACUUUGCAUUUCUGGUUUCCAGUGUGUUUUGUUAAGCAGUUAAUUGGUACUAGGUUGACAAAACGUACCGCAGAGGAGUCACUGGAGAGAUCUACUUGGUUGCUGAAAUAACUGUCAGCUCUAGGCACUCUUGCCAUGUUAGUUAUGGUAGCCCAGGGACAGCUUGAGUUCUGGCUUAGGGAUUCCUGGCUGGUGAGAUGGAGUGAUGGCAGUGCUUCUCUGUGCUGUAUCCGCCCAGAGGGAGUCGAGAGAGCAAGUGGAGGUCAAGGCGGGCUGUCUCCACGUCACUCUCAGUCUUGAAAGACAGCAUGAAAAGAAAUGAAGGGUGAGAAAACAGACAGUGAUUUACUAUGACACUAUGAGUCUCACUUAAUUGAACUCCUUUCUUUCCUAGAUUGGCUGUUCUUACUCUUUUCUGUUAGCGGGUUUAUUUAUGUACACCAAAAGAAGAUUCCUUGUGAUAAGAACAGUAAACAUACCUUGGAAUAAGUUGUUGAGACAUUUUGAUUUGAAUAUGAGGUUUAAAAAUUCCUUUGAAAGCAGAAGUUAAAAAAGUUUAACUUUUUAACUAAAAAUAUUUGUUUUUCAGAAAUGACCACUGAAGAGUCAUUCUGAUGAUACUACAUGGUUUGUAUGCAUAUAACUUGAAUUUAACAUUUUUACAGAGUAUUUUGAUUAAUCUAUUUUUUCAUAACUAUUCAGCUGUGUGUGUUUACUUUCACAUGUCAUGUUUUGUAAUUGGAUCACAUAUUUCUACUUCCAGUGAGUGCUUUUCCUUCAGUGUGUUAAAAAUAAAUUCAUCAAGCAGGGUGCUUUUUACUCAAAUGGUUAUCAUAGUACUUGCAUUGCCUUGAAAAAGUAAAUAUGCAUUACUUUCUACAAAAUAAAGGAAAACUUUUCCAUAA